AUGGCCUUUGAGGAGCUCCUGGAUGAAGUUGGUGGCCUGGGAAAAUUCCAGAUCCUUCAGAUGGUUUUAAUUCUUCCUUCCCUCAUGAUAAUAGUUUGUCAAAUACUUUUGGAGAACUUCACUGCGGCCGUUCCUCUUCAUCGUUGCUGGGUCCACAUUCUUGAUAAUGCCACUGUCUCUGAUAAUGACACUGGACUCCUCAGUCGUGAUGUUCUCCUGAGCAUCUCCAUCCCACUGGAUUCAAACUUGAAGCCAGAGAAAUGUCAUCGUUUCCUCCACCCCCAGUGGCAACUCCUUCACCUGAAUGGGACCUUCCCCAACAUGACUGACCUGGACACGGAGCCCUGUGUGGACGGCUGGGUGUAUGACCACAGCUUGUUCUCCUCAACCAUCGUGACUGAGUGGGACUUCGUAUGUGAUCAUCAGUCACAGAAACCAGUGGCUCAAUCCAUAUUAAUGGCUGGAAUGCUGGUGGGAGGCUUCAUAUAUGGCCAUCUCUCAGACAGGUUUGGGCGGAAGUUGAUUCUCAGGUGCUGUUUGCUCCAGCUUGCCAUCUCUGGGACCUGUGCAGCCUUUGCCCCCACUUUCCUCAUUUACUGCUCCCUACGCUUCUGGUCAGGCUGUUCUGCUGUGGCCAUCGUGGCAAACAACAGUAUGUUGAUUAUAGAGUGGACAAGAUCCCAGUCAAAAGCCGUGAUAUUAACACUGAUAGCCUGUACCUUUAGUAUGGGACAGAUGAUGCUCGGAGGACUGGCUUUUGUCUUUCGAGAGUGGCGCACCCUGCAGCUGGUGGUGUCUGUACCUUUCUUUGUCUUCUUUCUCUCCUCAAGGUGGCUGGUGGAAUCUGCUCGGUGGCUGAUUAUCACCAAUAAACCAGAUGAGGGCUUAAAGGAACUUAAGAAAGUUGCACACAGAAAUGGAAUGAAGAAUGCUGAAGCAACCCUGAACAUGGAGGGUUUGAGAGUGAUCAUGCAGGAGGAGCUGGAGACAGCACAGAUGAAAACUACUGUGUUUGACUUGUUCCGCACACCCAACCUGCGAAAAAGGAUCUGUCUUCUGUUCUUUGUGAGAUUUGGAACCACAAUACCCCUUUAUGGCAUCUUCACCAAUCUACAACACUUUGGGAGCAAUAUAUUCCUGUUCCAGGUCAUCUUUGGAGCUCUCACUGGCUUAAUCCGAUGUCUUAUACCUCCAGUAUUGAAUCACAUGGGCCGUCGACCAACCCAGACGCUUCUCAUGUUCCUGGUGGGACUUUCCAUUUUGGCCAACACGUUUGUGCCCCAAGAAAUGCAGACUGUGCGUGUGACUUUGGCAAGUGUGGGAAUGGGCUGUGUUGCUGCCUCUAACACCAGUAUUUCUGUCCACUUUGCUGAACUCCUCCCCACUCUUGUCAGAGCAAAAGCUGCAGGCAUAGAUACGAUGGCUAGUAGGUGUGGGGCAGCACUGGCUCCCCUGCUGAUGACCUUAGCGGUGUACCUACCCGCCCUGCCCUGGAUCAUCUAUGGAGUGUGUCCCGUCAUUGCUGGUCUCCUCGUCCUCCUCCAACCUGAGACCAGACAUCUGCCUCUGCCUGACACAAUCCGGGAUGUGGAAGAUAAGAAACAAUUCUCAAGAAAAGUAAAUGACAAAGAUUUCUGCAUAAAAGUGACAAAAUUUUAA
Molecule: messenger RNA, 1659 nt
Organism: Dama dama (fallow deer)
Lineage: Eukaryota; Metazoa; Chordata; Mammalia; Artiodactyla; Cervidae
Product: solute carrier family 22 member 10-like
Exons: 10
Coding region: 1-1659 (552 amino acids)
Biological process (GO): transmembrane transport
Cellular component (GO): membrane
Molecular function (GO): transmembrane transporter activity
Source: RefSeq, a predicted model, not a curated record